Megachile rotundata (alfalfa leafcutting bee) is the source of this 1268-nucleotide messenger RNA. RefSeq names its product DENN domain-containing protein 10. Gene Ontology annotation, biological process: protein transport; regulation of early endosome to late endosome transport. NCBI's taxonomy places the organism in Eukaryota, Metazoa, Arthropoda, Insecta, Hymenoptera, Megachilidae. Gene Ontology annotation, molecular function: guanyl-nucleotide exchange factor activity; small GTPase binding. Gene Ontology annotation, cellular component: late endosome. The record is from RefSeq and is a predicted model, not a curated record.
GACUGUUCACAUUUGACAUAACUGGACAUAACCUAAAGAAAUGUCAAAUUUGAAUCACUUAUUCUAACACAUGCAUAAACCGCUUUAAUAAUUUAAAUCCAAACACGAUAAUGUACUGUUACGUACAGUACUUCAAUGGAAAACGAAUAUCGAUGAAGUGUUGGGAUAUUUUAAUUUGAUUCGAUAAUUUUAUGGGAUACGAUUUUGAAAUGGCACCUCUCACGGAUUUACUCUCUUGUAGCAUAAUUGAAAAAGAUUCUAACGGUGAUAUAUUAUGGACGUGGUCUUACCCACGAGUUGCAGAAUCGCAAAAAGUUGUUGUUGCAAGAAAAUGUAAUUUAGAACUGGAACACAAUUCUCCUCAAGUGUUUGUGUUUGCGAGGCAUAAACACAGUUGGUUUUACAUACACUGCAGUGAGGUGUUUGAUUCGGAUAAAUUACCAAAAGUAAAGCAGUUUGCAUUAGUUCUGUUUGCUAAAGAUUUCAAUCCACGAAAAUACGAAGUACUCUCAAGAGUCCUUAGCAAAAUGUAUUGCAAAACUGGAAAACCAACAGAGAUUCUACAGUUAUACCUAUCUGUAUUUACUAAAGGAUCGUGUUCUACUCAAGAAAAUGGAACAUUUGUUUCUGAUGAUUUUAAUAGCCAUCGUUUUAUAAUGAACACUAAUAUCAGAGAAAUGAUUAAAACUUUUGAAUUGGAAACUAUUUUAAUAUACACGGCUCUUCUUUUAAAAAAGCGUAUAAUAGUUUAUCAUCAUAGCUUAGAACAACUUCUGAAGUGGAUAGGAAUAUUUCCUGAACUGAUGAAACAUCGUAAAGUGACUGAUAAUUUGUUUCCUUGGGUCGAUUUGACUGAUGAUGAACUUGCAGAAUUAAAGGGCUAUUCACAUUACAUUGCAGGUUGCAGAAAUGUAUUUAUUUCAUCAAGAACAGAGCUAUUUGAUUUACUUGUAAAUAUUCCAGCCAGAGAAAUUACAGUUGCUUCGCAUGCAAAAGAAAGUUUAACAAUGACCAAAACCCACAAAGAAAUAGCUCUAUUCAUGGUUCAAUUGAGUGAAAAUCAAUCAUAUACAGAAGCUCAAAUAAUAUCUGAAAUCAAUGACAAAACACAAGAUUUAUUGAACCAAUUAAAGUCCUUAGCUUUAGUUCAAGGACCUGAUGGAAGAAAAAUGGUUUCUGCACAAACGUUGAAAGAAAAGAAUUUACCGCCCGCGGUUGAAAAUUUUUUAAUCAAUUUGGCUGUAGCCGAAAACUUAUUUUUACUAUAA